Molecule: messenger RNA, 4698 nt
Organism: Odontomachus brunneus
Lineage: Eukaryota; Metazoa; Arthropoda; Insecta; Hymenoptera; Formicidae
Gene: Myb
Product: myb protein
Exons: 10
Coding region: 916-3045 (709 amino acids)
Biological process (GO): regulation of DNA-templated transcription
Cellular component (GO): nucleus
Molecular function (GO): DNA-binding transcription factor activity, RNA polymerase II-specific; RNA polymerase II cis-regulatory region sequence-specific DNA binding
Source: RefSeq, a predicted model, not a curated record
GCACCUUCCGACCAGUUGGCAGGCAACCGCCGUUCGGAGAGCACAGUCGUCGACGUUGCUCUCCAGGUGUACUCCUCGAGCACGCGUCGCGGCGCCAUAUCCUCGAGCUCUGCGAGGAUGCUGUAGCGCGCGUGUCGUCCACGUGCUGUUAUCCUGGACUAAGGACUCUCUCUCUCUCUCUCUCUUUCCCUGAUCCACGUAAUCGACGCGAGUGCCGAUCGUCGCGACGCGUGCGUGUCCCGUCCGUCGGUUUCCUCCCAUGUGAUACGCGCCUCGAUAAUCGACCGAUAAGGACGAUAUCCGCGAUUAAUCGAUCGUCUCAAGAGGAAAGAGGGAGAUAGAGUGAGUGAGGGAUCAAGGGGGCAGAGGAGGCAGACAAAGGAAGCGAGAGGCGGGAGAGGGAGAAAGAGUUGCAGGUAGAAGAGAGGGGGGAGAAGUAGGAAAAAAGCACGCGACUCGAUCGGUCACCUGCGAGCCCCUUCGUCGAGACACGUUAGAAUGUAACGAGCGCUCCCGACGGACGAACCUACGACGGGACGAAAGGGAGAGCUACGUAAACAUGGCCGUGUAGCGAUCGGUCGGUCUGUAUGUUUGUCUCUAUCGGCGGAAGAGACGCACUCUCGGCGGUAAUUUCGCGCGACAAUCGCGAGAGACGAAGCUCGCAAUGAAUCGUGCGAUCAUCACGUAGAGGUGUUAGUGUGCUCGAGCAAGUCGUUGUUGAAGUGUUCGUCGGUGUGUCGCGAGAUCCAAGAAGUUAGAGCACGUGUUAGAAAGUGAGAGAGAGAGAGAAAGAGGGAGAGAGGAAGCGCGUUUAUUCGCGAUCUAGCAGCCGCCGGUAUUGUCUCGGAUUUUCCUUCUCCUGCCCACCCACGUUUCGUCAUCGGUCCACCUCCCCUACGAGAAUCGUCGCUUAUAAUGGAUAUACUACCGAAUGGAUUGCUCAUGUCAGCCAAGACCGGCGACAUCAUCACUUAUCACUCGUCUUUCUACUCGCCACCACCUACGGAAGCUUCCCGAUCGGGUUACGAUUCCAGUAGUGGCGGAGAUUCCGACAACGAGUACAACACGCCGACUUCCCGAAACAGUCAAGUACGAAGUCAAGGGCACAAUCAAGGAUCCGCGAACGGGUCAAGUCAAAGCCAAGGGAAGCAUAUAAAUAAGGGAAGAUGGACCAAAGAAGAGGACGCUCUGUUGAAACAAUUGGUGAGCAACACGGACCAGCACGGCACUGGGAUGCGGUGGGACGCUAUAGCUAGUCACUUUCCAGACCGCAGCGACGUGCAGUGCCAACAGAGAUGGGCGAAGGUCGUGAACCCGGAGUUGGUCAAGGGCCCAUGGACGAAGGAGGAGGAUGAGAAAGUGGUCGAGUUGGUGGAUAAAUACGGUCCGAAAAAAUGGACGUUGAUAGCGCGACAUCUGAAGGGUCGGAUCGGCAAGCAGUGCCGAGAACGAUGGCACAAUCACUUGAACCCGGGGAUCAAGAAGACCGCGUGGACGGAGGCUGAGGAUAAAAUAAUCGUCGAGGCUCACCGCAAAGUCGGCAAUCAAUGGGCCAAGAUCGCAAAAUUGUUACCAGGCAGAACUGACAAUGCGAUCAAGAAUCAUUGGAACAGCACAAUGAGGAGAAAGUAUGAAGCUGAAGAAAAAAAGACCACGAUUAAAGGUAGGGGCAAAAGGAAAAGCACGGAAGGCGUCAUGGUGACGACCGCAUACGUCUUGGAAGACGACAGCUCUAGCCAGAGUCGAUUGAAAGUUGCCUCGACUAGCAGCAACUCCACGAUGACGAGUGGUACCUCACAGGCUGCUGGCGUAUGUCCACUGGAGUGGAAUUGGGAGCAACAGCAAAAUUCGGGGUACGAGCUUCAUGUGAGCAGACGCACGCACGGCAACGAGAAGUGCGCGCAGUUCCCAUCGAAGAGGGAAUCAUAUCGAGUGAAGGACGAGACGAUCUCGUCGUUCACUAAAUAUUACAACCUUCACAUGCAAUGUGGAGCAUCCGGUUCAAAGGGCUCGGAGAUCAGAUUAAUGCCGAUGCCAGACCUGGAGGAGAUAUCCGAGCAUGUGGAAAAAGAAAAGAGUAGUCCACCACCUAUAUUGCGCAGACGCAGGAACAUGCACGGUCUCGUGUCCAAUCUCAUGCACAGAACCGAAACUCCCGACAGCGGUAAUCAGUCGGAUUACAUCGUUAUGAGUCAACACACGCAGCCUGGAAACAGCAGUCCUUCAACUCCCAUCAAACAACUCCCGUUCAGUCCUUCGCAAUUCCUCAACAGCCUAAGCCCGGAAACGUCGUCCUGGCCACGUGCUAGCACUCCUAAAGGAAGUAGUCCUGGCCCACUUACGACCCCGCAGCCUACCGGUCUCCGUCGUAGUCAAAACGAUACUAACACACCGCGGACACCAACACCGUUCAAGAAAGCCAUGGCCGAGUUUGAACUACGAAGCGGCACUACUACGCAACUUCCUGCCACUCCGAGCCGCCUGGACGCCUUAACCGAGAUAAUCAAGCAGGAAACCGACCGGGAGAGUCUUGCUGGAACAAGCGCGAUUCUUCAGGACUCGGGCUACGGAACGAUACGAAGACGCGGUAAAGAGAAUAGUGCACCUGGAGGGAAACGGGCACGCAAGGCACUGUCUCAGGCUUGGGCCAGCUCUACUCAGGACAACUCCGACGUGAGUUACGUAGUGGAGACACCGAGUAAGAGUCUGGACACUUCCGUAUUGUUCUCGCCUGCAUCCAUGGCUUUGGAAGACAGUUUCCUGACGGCAGGAACUAGUCCGGUAAAGAACUCCCACGACUUUACGUCCGUACAACGGAAGCCUAAUGCUAAGAGGGCGAUUACUUUCGACGCGUUCGACAGUCCCUGUAUCCUCAGCCCUCUGCCUCUCAGGCCGGUUAAACGCGCCAAGCUACAAUUGGAGGCACAAUGGACGACAGUGGCGUGUGGUCGCACGCGCGAUCAGAUCGACAUGACGCGCGCCGCUCGACGUUUCCUGAGCAUCCAUGGAUUUCUUCCGUUGCGCCCGCGUUCGUUGAACUUCUGAAAAGGGAGAGGCGAAGUGAGAGAGGAAAAAACAGAAAAGGAGAGAGAGGGAAAGCGGGAAAAUCCGGACGCGCUGCUUGCUGCUCGCGGUUGCACUUUGUCGUACAAAGCAAAAGAUAAAGUUUAAACUAGUCGUAGGUGAAAAUGUAAGGACGCGCGCUCCCGUUCGAGGAAAUUUCACGCGCGACCGCGUUCGCCAUUGGAUUCGUCGUCUCCCGCGCGCUAUAUAAAUUUCCCGAGGAAUAAUAAGUUAUACGAUGAAUUCGACAAGUUGGGCUCGACGCGCUGGUGGAUCAAUUGAUUAAAAAAGCAAAAAAAAGCAAAAAAAAUAAGUUUCUCGGCGCCGUGCAUGUGUCGUGUGACGUGCGACUCGUUGCGCGGCACGCACGACGUCCAGAAGCCGAUCGUGCGUUGUAGUAUACCGUCGCGAAAUUUUGGACGCAUCGAGUGCAAUUGGUCGGAUUCAACAAUAUAUUGACACCCAUAUACGCGUACACGGACACCCUCACUCAUUCACUCACUCACGAAUACACACAGACAUAUAUGCACUUGCGCGCGUGCACGCGAAGGCCACUGUGCUGUGUCCGUUGCGCCGUUUUCACCGAGAUGUAAGAAAGAAAAUAAGGAAGAGGUAUAUGAACUGAAAAGCGAAUAUUUUUCGACCGUGCUGGAUGAUAAGAAGUAGGCUAUCGCAUUAAAUCUUUUAUUUAUGAUUACGCGUGGAAAAUUACCACGCCGGAAAAAAGAAUGAUCUUCAUUGUUUUGUUCAUCUUUGAAUUUGGACGUGUGCGUCGGGAGAACGUUGAGUAUAAAUCUCUGAGUACGGGGAAAGAACUUACGAGUUUAUCUCGUCGUAUACGCCGCCGCUUCUUCGCACACCUCGCGUCACCAUCCGCUUCUUGUCAUCCUCAGGUGGGGAGAGUGAAAGGAAAGAAGGGGGGAGAAAGAGAGAGCAGAUUUAUUUGAUACAAUAGUAUAUAUUAUACGUAAUAUAAAACAAAAGCAUUAUUGCGGCCGUUAUGUACAAAGAGCCUUUGUAACUGAUAUUUAAUUUACAAGUGAACAUAAUAAAAUCGUGAUGGUAAUCACAACAGAAACUACGUAUAUCGUUUCGUGUCGGAAGAAGAAGAAAGCUACCCGUUCUGAUGCGCAUAAUAAUCGCGUCGCGGCUGAUGCGAGAAGACGCGUUUCUCAUCAACGUAAUCCGUUUUAUCAGACAAGGUGAACAUCUAACAUCGAUCGAUAAAAUCCUCUCGACAACGACGAUAUCAGCGAAUAGCUGCCUGCGCAAUAAAAUGUAAUAAACAAACCGCUGAAAAUUUGCUCUUGUAUAGUUUCUAAAGGAAAAGAAGAAAGCACUCGGUUCUCGCAACGGAUGUUUGUACGAAAGAACUCCACGUGAAAACCGUUUCAGAGCUACACGUUCGACUUAAAAUCAGCAUCUCGUCGUUAGAAACGCGAUAUAUUUUCACUAAACUCGAUACAAAUUCAAGGAGCCGUUGCUACCUCGCUUUCUAUGGAAUGCUAUGGAAUGGUAAAGUUCAUUUCGCUGGCGGCACUCAGCCUCCCGCUGUAAAAUUGCGCUUUGCCGAAGCAAGAGGGAAUCUCUCGCAGAAUUUCACACAUCUAAAAUGUAAUAAAUUUGGAAUGGUUA